AAUCAGCGGUCGAGCCUCGUCGACGUUAGCUCGGCGUGCCGAGGCGAACUUCAGAGGCGAGGUGGACCGACUGGCUCGACCGCGAACUGGUCGAGGCGCGCGGCCCGCUUUUUUACCGUCCGAUACGACGCUUCUAAAUUUGAAUCUUCUACGGAGCAGUGCGAAUCGACGGCUCGCCGCACGUGAAAAAUAUUUUAAGAAAGACGUGUGUUUCUAGUCAUCGUUUCUAGUCAGCCAGGAUAUUCUAACCUAGCUAACCUGAUUUCUGGUAAGCCGUGAAUCCUGAAGAAAUCGCUUCUACCCGCGAUCGCAUCGUGCCACGCUAUAAACACAAGCGACGGCUACUUCGUGCGAGUGAACCGAAGAAGAAAAAUACCGAUAAUCACCGAUAUCGAAGCAAAAAAAAAAAGAAGAGAAGACGAAGAGGACCCGAGAUAAAAGCAGUUUUUCGUCGUUGUUCGUCGCUAACGAAUCGUUUACGUGAUUGGCUCUCGUCGAUGUUUGACGAACCGAUGAAAUCCGGCGUGCGAAGUGACGCGUGUUGAUUCUAUCGCCAGAAACGAGUGCAAGUUGAGUCGUGCCAAAAAGCUCAUGUGUUAUUUCUACGUAACCGCUUUCGAAGAGAAGUUUUGUUUUGAUCUUAAAAUUGUACCUUUCUCGAGGGUGUUAGUGGGGAGAUAUCGAUCGCGGGACCAUUGACGUCCGUUCUGGAGAACGAGCUUUUCUCCUCGCUCCUUUGACUAGGCUAACCUCUCGAUAAUUGUAUUUUCUCACUCAUAGGUACAUACCUAUACAUAUAUGUAUAUGUAUAUAUAUAUAUAUAUUCUACAUACAUAGCAUGAGUGUAUGUAUUCAUACACGUAUAUCCGUGACGCGUGCAUGUCGUUUUGCGUGUACGUUCACGAAUGAAAAUUAGAUGUUUUGCUGGCAAAUGAAAAGGUUGAAAAACGUGCCUGUUACGAAGUAAACUGUUCUGUGACCAAUGGAAGCUGUUCCUCGAAUCUGUAGUUCAACGUUUGCCGAAAGGAAGUGGAUCCGCAAAUAAACAUAAACCGUCGGAAGCCUUCGUGUAAUCUAGCGUAAUCGAAGAAGCACUCUGCGAAACUAGACAUUUCGAGAGAUAUAGGAAAGUUUUAUAGACGAGUAAACGUUUGUGGGAUAUAUUAACGUCUAACGAUCGAGUGCCUGAAUACAAUCCUUCGAUUAAAUUGUGGUAACAACAUCUGUGAAGAGUACGUGAUCUCGCCAUCUUUGUUUUGAUAUCGAUUCAGUGCGCGCAAGAAGAUCGAUCGAUUGGAGAACGGACUGUCGAGAUGUUCGACUGAUCGAGCUCGUAUCGAGUCGUGUUUUUAAUAUUCCAUCCAGUGGUUCCGAAGAGCUGUCCCUUCUCCACAACGCCGUGCAACAAUGGGUCGGAAGAAGAUUCAAAUUUCGCGCAUCACGGACGAACGGAAUCGUCAGGUGACCUUCAACAAAAGGAAAUUCGGGGUGAUGAAGAAAGCAUACGAGCUGUCGGUGCUCUGCGACUGUGAGAUCGCCCUGAUUAUCUUCAGUUCGAGUAACAAGUUGUAUCAAUAUGCGAGCACUGACAUGGACAAGGUUCUUCUCAAGUACACCGAGUACAACGAACCCCACGAGUCCCUCACCAACAAGAAUAUCAUCGAGGCACUCAACAAGAAGGAACAUAAGGGUGCCAUGUCUCCAGAAAGUCCCGAGCCCGAUGCGAUCGAAUACAAUCUCACUCCGCGUACCGAAGCCAAAUACACGAAGAUUGACGAGGAGUUUCAGCUGAUGAUGCAGAGGCACCAACAUAACGGUACUCGGGCAAUGGGACAAUCUAAUUACGCUCUACCUGUAUCCGUACCAGUGAAUAGUUAUGGCGAAUCUCUACUUGGAUCUAGUCCUCAAAUGGCACACACCAGCAUUUCUCCACGACCGUCGUCUUCUGAAACAGACUCAGUGUAUCCACCAGGAGGGAUGUUGGAGAUGAGCAACGGAUACCCUCCAUCGGCAUCGCCAUUGGGAGGUUCACCUAGUCCAGGACCUUCGCCGGCGCUAGGAGUCGGAGGAGGCAGUGGGAAUAAAGGCAGCAAUCCGUCUAGGCAUUCGCCACAACCUCCGCCUCCACCUCCGCCACCUCAUCCUCACAGGACUAAUCUUCGAGUAGUUAUUCCAACACCCCUUACGCAGCCUCUUUCCGAAGACACUAGUUAUGAUGGCGGCCAUUCACAAGCCACAUUGAAUACACCGGUAGUAGCACUACAAACGCCAUCAGUUCCAGCCGGGUACUCUAGCUUUGGACCAACGGAUUAUUCCUCGGACCUUGGGAGUCUAGCAUGGUCUCAUCAGAGGUACGUUGAUGACUUAUCAAUGUAUUCGGCAGCCACCAUGUCCAGCAUCAGUGGUCUUCCUCAUCUAGCCGUGUCGAGUAGUACACCGCCGCCAGCCACAUCUCCCUUACCAGUGAAAAUAAAGAGCGAGCCGAUCAGUCCGCCCAGAGAUCCGCUCGGUGGCAGCAGUGGGUCCAACAGUAGCGGGCCCACAACUACCAGCAAUCUUCAUCACACGACUCUGAACGUUGGACCGUCGUCCAGUACCGGUGCACCGCCUCCACAUCAUGUACCUCAUCCUGGUCCGCAAUCGUUGAAUCUUGUGUCGAGCAGACCGAGCAGUAAUCCACCGCCGUCUCAUUCCGGGAGCAUAACGCCGACGAAUUUACCAUCGCCGGGUAGCGGCUCGGUGGCGGACAUCAGAACGAGCCACUCCGGCGGAAACGGAGGGAAUAACUCAGACUAUGAGAACGGGCCGCUGAUGAAGCGUUCCAGAAUCACCGAGGGCUGGGCGACUUAAUGUUAACCAUACAUGGUCACGCUCGGUCGUUUCAUAACCUCUACGUACAACGGCGUAUAGUGCUUGUGAAGUUCCAGGACUCGGAAGUUUGUAGAAGAACUCGUUUACACGUUUGGCCCACACGGUUUGGUGCGCGCGUGAGAACGAUCGUGUCGCGGGUUCCGAUUUGGGGUUGAUUGGAAAUAGAAAUUUGUUUAUAUUUUGAAGCCCACAGAAAAUGCGUUUGUUUGACGAUUAAAUACGGUGCCAUAAUGUUGAAGCGUUACACGUAUAUAUAUAUAUAUAUAUAUUAUAUUAUAUAUAUGCGAUGGAUACAUACAUAUAUAUAUAUAUAUAUAUUUUCAUGUAUAUAAUAUGAAGUUGUUUGUAUAUAUGUCAUUAAUUCAUUGUCAUUUUCUUCGUGAUAUGGCAUUGGCGUCUUUGAUACUUGUCGCUACGACGAGGUUAUUCCUUUGGAACAGAAGGGAACGAGGAAUCGGUGCGUGUUUAAAAAAGAAAAAGAAAUUUGGAUCAAUCCAGGAGCCAGGAGCGUUUCGGGAUCAGACCUGGGAGAAUUUUAUUUCAAACGAAAGUGAGAAGUAAUUAUUUCAAAUAACAUUUCCGUCUCUUGUUUCGCGCAAGCAAAUUUUUUGACCAUGAUUACAAGAUAUUUGUCUUCGAAAUUGUUAUGUUAUUUCACGCGAUUAGAGAACGCGAUCGUAUUAGAAAAAUUACACGAUUACGAAAAUAAGAUAACGUGUUAUUUAAAAUAUUAUUUCAAAAUUGCCCAGGUCUGUUCGGAAAUAGGUGCAUCGACGACCGAAUUUCUUCAAAGAGCUUGCGAACGUCUAUGAUUUACGGUAAGGAUAUACCAGUAAUUGUACUUUGUUACUUGUUUUUUUUUUUUUUGUGCGUUAUGGUAGGUAGACGAGUCCGCGGCAUAAUCCGUUAAUUGAUGUUUUACAAAGUAAUGCUGGAAGCAAUGAACAUAAUUUUUCUUUUUAAUUGAACGCCUAGUCAGAGAAUAAUGAUAUUCGAUUUUAGCGGUAGAAAUUUUAUCCUACAAUGUAAAUUGCAAUAUUUCUUUCCUUUUGCUUAAGAACCGUACUCUUUUUCUUUUAGACGAUUCGAUGGAUCGUGAAACAUUUAAUGUAAAAGAUUAUACACGUAUCGUAGAUGAUCUGAUAUUCGUUUAAACGAUUCGUUAAGUGACAGUCGGUUUGUUUUUAAAUAGUGGAGUCUUUCUUAGCGAACUAAUUAACGGUCUAUGCCCGCUAAUGAAACGAUAAAUGAUAAAUCGGCUGCUGUACUCAAAAUAAUUACGAUAUUCUGUAGAACACGAUCGGAAAUUAAUAUAUUGAUUAUUACGAGGUAAUAGACGAGAUAUAUGCAUAUUAUAUGUGAAAUAAGCAUAUUAUAUAGUGUUGAUUAUUAAAAAAAGGUAUAUACACGCAAACUCGCAUAUGUAUACAUACAUACGUUAUAUACAUUUUCUACAAGUAUUUUGCACAUUUGAUAUGAAAGAAGAAAUAAGACGUAACACAAAGGAAGAAAACUUGCAACCCUCAAAGCCUAAAUCGUGCACAACGAGAGCUUGUCCUCGCAACCGUAUAACUUCGAACAAUAGCGUCGAUGAAGCUACGAUUAAAUGAUUCGUUCGAACAGAUUUAUAAUUUUAACGAUUUAAAUGAACACAGAGAAACAACACACACGCGGUUCAUCUCGUAACGAUGUACAGAGAAAAUCCACAACACUUUGGCAAGACGGGGUUGCAAUUGUAAAAUACAGAGUUUGUCUUCUUCCUGGUUAAACUGCUUCGGAAUGGUCUCAGCCUAUGCUUCACUCAAUCUCAGGAUAUAUCCUGGUCUGAGCUGCUCUCAAGAGUCGUAUUUGGUACAUUACUGUAAUUAACGUAAUUAAUGGAAUACACAAACGGUAUAUGAAUAAAUAGUGCCUGGCACCAUUUGUGGCCCUCCUUUCGGGUGACUUGCCCACGUUGUCUGCACAAGAUAACUCGUCGAUGAGUUACGUGUAAGAAAAAGUGUGUGUAUCGUUAGCGAGAUACGGGGGAAAAAAAAGAGGAUCAAAGGAUACAUGGUAUGGGUAAAGAGGGCGGGUGAUGGGGGAUAUCAAGUUUAUUGUACCUACAUUACCGUUAGAUGGAAUCGUAGACUUUGUUUUACAACGUUCUCUCGACGAACCGACAACCUGGGAAGUCAGUCUUUAUUAUAUUGUAACCGAAGAUUAUAUAUAUAUAUACGUACGUUAAACAAAAGAAAGAAGACUCGUAUAAUCUUCGAUAUUAACUUGUUCUUUACUAACGUAUAUUAGAAACGUAUCUGAUGACUGUACGAACAAUCGGUGUGCGAAACAUAAGAUAUAAUGUAUAGUCACUAAUAAUUAAUCACAAAUUUUUAAGAUGAUCACAAAGUGCAAUCUCUUAGCCAACACACUUUUUUAUCAAAGAAAAAAAAAGUAUAAAGAAAUUGUUAUUUUUCA
Molecule: messenger RNA, 5328 nt
Organism: Colletes gigas
Lineage: Eukaryota; Metazoa; Arthropoda; Insecta; Hymenoptera; Colletidae
Gene: Mef2
Product: myocyte-specific enhancer factor 2
Exons: 9
Coding region: 1408-2850 (480 amino acids)
Biological process (GO): positive regulation of transcription by RNA polymerase II; cell differentiation
Molecular function (GO): histone deacetylase binding; DNA-binding transcription factor activity, RNA polymerase II-specific; protein dimerization activity
Source: RefSeq, a predicted model, not a curated record